Aspergillus vadensis CBS 113365 is the source of this 1785-nucleotide messenger RNA. Its product is annotated as M24 family metallopeptidase. The record is from RefSeq and is a predicted model, not a curated record. Lineage: Eukaryota; Fungi; Ascomycota; Eurotiomycetes; Eurotiales; Aspergillaceae. The coding region runs from base 81 to 1547 and encodes 488 amino acids. The transcript has 8 exons.
CCUGCAGAUGCACGGCGAUAAAUCCAUUGACUGGAUCCCUUGAAACAAUUUCUGUUAUUCUUCCCCCUCUCGGCAGAAUCAUGCUGGACAAGCAGACCGAGUCUCUCCCACUGGCGGAGGAAAGACCGCUACUCCGUCAACCACCGCAUCAAUACCGGAGGUCUAUUCUGCACUUUUUUACCAGCGCUGGUCUACUGUUGCUUAGCAUCUACGCGCUCUUCCCGAGGCUGUCGCUCUUCAGCCCCUUCCAGCAACCGUCAUCGGGUACACCAUAUGAAUCUUUCGAGCGAUGUUCAAUUGAGAAUCUUCGAGAAACAGAGUACUACUUUCUGGAUACCGCUGCGCCUAUCUCAGUUGAGGAAUUCGAUGAGCGCCGGAACCGCCUCGCGAGGGCUCUGAUCGCCGAUGGGGCAGACGCCUUUGUCGUGGAGCCGGGGUAUACGUUCAAAUACUAUGCCAACGUGAGCCAGCCGGAAUGGGAGGUCUGGGAGCCGGAGGAACGCCCUUUUCUUAUGGUGGUGCAGCCCUAUCGUCACUCAUCGGGCCUUGUCACUGCAAAGACAACAUUCCUAGCCCCAUCAUUUGAGGCGGAGCGAGCCCGACUGCUAAACAUGCCGUUUCUCGAGCUGAUUGACAUCAUUCCUUGGGAGGAGCACUGGAACCCAUACGAUACGUUGAAGGAUUCUGUCAUCUUCUCGGCACAUGAUCGAGCACCGCGACUCAUGGUGGACGAGGAAAUGAGGGACUUUAUCCAACGGGGUCUCGGUCACUCAGGGUUCGAAAUCGUCGGGCUGAUGGGAGAAGUGGAGCGCGUCCGGCAGAUCAAAUCCGACACUGAGGUGGGAAUUCUUCGCGCCGUGAAUACCGGGACCGUGGAAGCCGUACGGCAGAUGCGCAAAUGUCUCUACCCCGGUCUAACCGAGAGUGAGAUCGCAAGGGCCCUGGACAAUACCCUUCGCUCGGCUGGGUUGGAGCCAUUCUUUGAUAUUGUCCUGUUUGACGAGAAUGCCGCCAACCCACAUGGAGGCACCAACGGUUCGAAGGUGCUUGAGCCGGAAACUUUUGUUUUGAUUGAUGUAGGCGCCCAUCUCCUUGGGUACUCAUCGGAUAUCUGUCGAACCUUUUUCCCGCCGUUCCUUGAGCCACCGACACCGGAUAUGCCCGCCCCGACGCGUUUGAGAGACAAGCUGGAGGUGUGGGACAUUGUCUUUGAAGCUCAAACGCAAUCCAUCAGGCAGUUCCGGGUCGACGCCAGUGCUGCCAGCGUCGAUAUUGCUGCCCGGGAGGUGAUCACGGACGCCGGGUACGGGGAGGCCUUCACCCAUCGUGUUGGACACGGAAUUGGAAUCAAAGCCCACGAAAGCCCCUAUCUGAACAAGGGCAACCAUGCGACCCUCCUUCAAGCCGGCAUGACGUUCACCUCGGAACCUGGGGUGUAUCUGGUGGAUCGAUUCGGGGUACGGCACGAAGACAUCUUUCUGGUGCGGGAGGGUGGGGAGGCAGAGCUGUUGACCGGUCGUCGAGCAUCUGGGCCUUGGGACCCAUAGGCAUUCAGUGUAUGUUGGUACAUGCAAUAUAUGAACGCGCGGGUGAAUUUUGAUAUAGUAGAUAGUAGGAAAAAGUUGUUGCCAUUGGAGGAGAGGUGGUGGUGGUGGUGGUGAUAUUGUUGUGUUGGGGGGUGUGUUGUGCUUCUCCAAAAGUGGAGGAGGCGGAGACCAUUUGAGAGAAGCCUCAGGCACCAGAGCACGGGACCCACGGCUUUCCCGGUCGGCAUCUUCCCUUUCC